Penicillium taxi is the source of this 2022-nucleotide messenger RNA. RefSeq names its product putative phenol 2-monooxygenase. The transcript has 5 exons. The record is from RefSeq and is a predicted model, not a curated record. NCBI's taxonomy places the organism in Eukaryota, Fungi, Ascomycota, Eurotiomycetes, Eurotiales, Aspergillaceae. Bases 1 to 2022 code for a protein of 673 amino acids. Gene Ontology annotation, molecular function: FAD binding.
AUGAUGGGUGGCGACCAGAGCUCGAGUACUUUGGACUCAAAGACAGAUGUUCUUAUCAUCGGUGCUGGGCCUUCGGGCCUUAUGGCCGCGUACUGGAUGGCCCGGUAUGGAGUGAACGCCCGGAUAAUUGACAAGCGAAGCACAAAAGUCUUCACAGGCCACGCGGACGGACUACGAAUGCGAACGCUAGAGCUGUUUGAUAGCAUGGGUAUUCAGCACCGGGUGAUGCAGGAGGGGUAUUCAGCUGUCGAGGCGAACUUCUGGGCUCCAGAUGAGAAUGGACUGUUGACUCGUCAGAAAUCAACCACGCCACAGCCAAGCAGUCGGUCUCCGUUCCACCAUAUGCUCCUGUCACAGGGCAGGAUUGAGCGGUUUAUUAUUGAUAGUAUUAGCCAACACUCUGAUAUCAAGGUUGAGCGGGGUGUGAUUGCUGAGUCUUUGGAAUUUGAUGAGAAGUUGCUUGGUUGUCGGGAUGAAUACCCGAUUACUGUUUGCUUAAGGACUCCUAGCAACGAUGACACGAGUAACGGUAUUGGUGCUAAUGGUGGCGGUGCUAAUGGUAGCACGUCUGUGAUGAAUGAGCUUGAGCAUAGUGCGAUGUUUGCGGAUGAUUCCAAGGAAUCUGAGAGGCAAUAUCAGCGUGAGGUAAAGACUGAGAGGAUUAAGGCGAAAUACAUAAUUGGCUGUGAUGGUGCGCACAGCUGGACGAGGAAGCAGUUGGAGAUUCCGUUCGAAGGAUCGAGCACAGAUCAUAUAUGGGGUGUUAUCGACAUAAUUCCCAUAACCAACUUUCCUGAUAUCCGCCGAGUAUGCGUGGUGACGAACACAUUCGGUACGAUUCUGGUAAUUCCCCGAGAGAGAAACCUAGUCCGUCUCUAUGUGCCAGUGCAAGUGAUCGACACAGCGACAGAGGGCCGAUUCGACAGAUCAACUGUAACACCUGACCUAAUCAAAGCGCGAGUGCAAGAGAUUCUAUCCUCCUACACAUUCGACUACUCGAUCUGCGAAUGGUGGACGGCGUAUCAGGUCGGCCAGCGAAUGGCACCGACCUUCGCUAAGGGCGAUCGAAUGUUCUUAGCCGGAGAUGCAGUACACACGCACUCGCCCAAGAUGGGGCUGGGCAUGAACGUGAGCAUGCAGGAUGCAUUCAACAUAGGGUGGAAAGUAGCUCUAGUGGUGACUGGGGCUGCAAACCCCUCUAUUCUGGCCACGUACGACACAGAGCGCCACCGACUUGCGGCUAUGCUGCUUGAUUUCGACCGGCAUUGGUCAGUGCAUUUCGAAAGUGACAGAGUGGCUGAAGUUAAUGCAAAAAAAGCGGAGACAAUGGUGAAGAUUGCGGAGGAUUUCGCGGAGUUUUCGGAUGGCUUUAAGGCGUUUUAUAGUGCUAGCGAGUUGGUUUGGAGGACUAGUCUUGAGGGAUCUAGUGCUGCGCCGAAUCUCAUCCCUGGUGAACGAUUCAUAGCGGCUAAACUGCGCAAUCAAGCUGAUGGUACGCCGCAGUGGACAACGCGGAUAUUUGAGAGUGACGGACGAUUCAGACUUGUCAUCAUGGCUGGUGAUGUGCGUGAUGAAAUGCAGAAACAGCGUGUUGCGUUCCUCUCGCACUAUCUGUCUGGCCAGAAUAACUCUAAGUUCUCCUUUUUGAAGCGGUAUACGCCUGUUGCUCGAUUUGAAAGCGCUAUUGAUAUUGUCACUAUCCACAGUGCGCCAUGGGGAAAGGCAGAGUUCUUUGACUUUCCGGAGGUACUACGUCCGUUUGACCCACGGACUGGGUGGGAUUAUUCUAAGAUCUGGACUGAUGAUCUCUGUAUGUGGGAUCUGGAGUGUGAUGGGAAAGGGUAUGAGCAGUGGGGUGUUGAUCGAUCACGUGGUGUUAUGGUGAUCGUGCGUCCGGAUCAGUAUAUUGGGUGGGUAGGCGAGUUGGAGGAGGUUUAUGAGAUGACUCGUUAUUUGGAUGGAGUUUUGGUGAAAAGGUCAAAUUAUUUGAUAGUUGAAGAUUUUGAGACCUUGACAGAUUGA